Molecule: messenger RNA, 2890 nt
Organism: Phragmites australis (common reed)
Lineage: Eukaryota; Viridiplantae; Streptophyta; Magnoliopsida; Poales; Poaceae
Product: cation/H(+) antiporter 20-like
Exons: 3
Coding region: 178-2730 (850 amino acids)
Biological process (GO): regulation of pH; proton transmembrane transport
Cellular component (GO): endomembrane system; membrane
Molecular function (GO): antiporter activity
Source: RefSeq, a predicted model, not a curated record
CUCUCUCAAGCUCCCGCCGAAUCACGGGACCCCCGCAGUCGCAGGCCGGCAGCGACUCCUACCUGCAGUACGAGUUCAGAAAUCCAAGGAGCUAACCGUCGACCCCACCUCAGCUCUUGUGUUUGAACCACCGCGCGCGUCUUCUCUGCCUGUGUGCGCGCUCCGCGACGCCGAGCCAUGUCAUCGCCGUCGGUGUCCGCGGCGGAGAUGGCGGCGGUGAAGACGUCCUCCAACGGCGUGUGGCAGGGCGAUGACCCGCUCCACUUCGCCUUCCCGCUGCUCAUCCUCCAGGCGCUCCUCAUCCUCGUCCUCAGCCGCCUCCUCGCCUUCCUCCUCCGCCCGCUCCGCCAGCCCAAGGUCAUCGCCGAGAUCGUGGCCGGCAUCCUUCUCGGGCCCUCCGCGCUGGGCCGCAACAAGGCCUACCUCCGCGCGCUCUUCCCGCCCUGGAGCACGCCCGUGCUGGAGUCCGUCGCCAGCCUGGGCCUGCUCUUUUUCCUCUUCCUCGUGGGGCUCGAGCUCGACCUCCGCUCCGUACGCCGCAGCGGGAGGCGCGCCUUCGCCAUCGCCGCCGCGGGGAUCUCCCUCCCUUUCGCGUGCGGCGUGGGCGUGGCCUUCGUGCUCCGCCGCGCCAUCCCGGGCGCUGACCAGGCCGGGUACGCGCCGUUCCUCGUCUUCAUGGGCGUCGCGCUCUCCAUCACCGCUUUCCCCGUCCUGGCGCGCAUCCUCGCGGAGCUCAAACUCCUCACCACGCCCAUCGGGGAGACGGCGCUGGCGGCCGCUGCGUUCAACGACGUCGCCGCGUGGGUCCUCCUCGCUCUCGCGGUGGCCAUCUCCGGCGGUGGCCACCGGAGCCCUGUCGUCUCUCUCUGGGUGCUGCUGUGCGGCGCGGCGUUCGUGGCAGCAUGGAUGGUGGUCGUCAAGCCGGCGAUGUCGUGGGUGGCGCGGCGGGCCGACGCCGCGGGGCAGGGAGGCGACGUGUGGGUGGCGGCGACCCUGGCGGGCGUGCUGGCGUCGGGCUUGGCGACGGACACGAUCGGGAUCCACGCCAUCUUCGGCGCGUUCGUGUUCGGUCUGACGGUGCCCAAGGAGGGGGAGUUCGCGGGGCGCGUGACGGAGCGCGUGGAGGACCUGGUGUCGGAGCUGCUGCUGCCGCUCUACUUCGCGUCGAGCGGGCUCAAGACGGACGUGGCCACCAUCCGGGGCGGGGAGGCGUGGGCGAUGCUGGCGCUGGUGAUCGGCACCGCCUGCGCGGGCAAGAUCGUGGGCACGUUCGCGGUGGCGAUGGCUUGCGGGAUGUCGGCGCGGGAGGCGGUGGUGCUGGGCGUGGUGAUGAACACCAAGGGGCUCGUGGAGCUCAUCGUCCUCAACAUCGGCAGGGAGCGCAAGGUGCUGAACGAGGAGACGUUCGCCAUCCUGGUGCUCAUGGCGCUGGUCACCACCUUCAUCACCACCCCCACCGUCAUGGCCAUCUACAAGCCCGCGCGCACCGCCGGCCGCCGCCUCCACCACCGCAAGCUCCAGGGCCCCGUCCCCUCCGCGCCCUCUUCCCCGUCGGCCUCCGCCGGUGCGAGCGCUGCCACCGCCAACGCCAAGGAGCUGCGCGUGCUGGCCUGCAUCCACGGCGGCCACGAUGUCCCCGCGCUCAUCAACCUCAUCGAGACCAUCCGGGGACACACGCAGCCGCGCCGCGUCGUCAAGCUCUACAUCCUCCGCAUGGUCGAGCUCACCGAGCGCACCUCCUCUAUCCUUAUGGCCCGGGCCGCGCGGCGGAACGGCGUGCCAUUCCUGCGCCCGCGCCGCGCAGGAGGGCCGCCGCACGACCAGAUCGACGUCGCGUUCGACACCUACGCGCAGCUCGGGCACGUCCACGUACGCGCCAUGACUGCCGUAUCCGCGCUGCACACCAUGCACGACGACGUCGCCGCCGUCGCCGAGGACAAGCGCGUGUCGCUCGUCGUCCUGCCGUUCCACAAGCACCAGACGGGACACGGCGAAGAUGUCGAGAACCUCGGGCCCGAGUGGUGCGCCGUCAACCGGAGAAUCCUCCGAGAGGCGCCCUGCUCGGUCGCCGUCCUCGUCGACCGGGGCUUCGGCGGCGGCGAGCAGGUCAGCUCGGAGCAGGUCGCGCACGGCGUCUGCGUCGUGUUCUUCGGCGGGCCGGACGACAGGGAGGCCCUUGAGCUCGCCGGGAGGAUGGCCGAGCACCCCGGCGUGCAGGUCACCGUCGUGCGAUUCGUGGACGGCAAGGCCGGCAGCGAGGAGCACGCCGAGGUCACGCUGCGCCCGUCAAACACCAAAAACGCGGACCGGAACUACACAUUCACGACGGCCGUCGUCGACAGCCGCAGGGAGAAGGAUCUGGACGAUGCGGCGGUGGCGGAAUUCCGGCAGAAGAUGGGCUCCCUGGUGCGGUUCGAGGAGCGGGUGGUGGUGGGCAACGUGAUCGAGGAGGUGGUGGCGAUCGGGAAGAGCAGAGAGUACGGGCUGGUGGUCGUUGGCAAGGGCCGGCUGCCGUCCCAGAUGGUUGCGCAGCUCGCCGUCCGCCCGGCGGAGCACCCGGAGCUCGGGCCCAUCGGCGACGCACUGGCGUCAUCCGGCCACGGAGUGACGUCGUCGGUACUCGUUGUGCAGCAGCACGACAUGAGCAACGCCGAUGAGGUGCCAGUCUCUGUCGUCAUCGAUGGCCAUGCUCACGAUGGCGAGUUCGCCAAGGACAUGGCCGAGCCGUAAAGACUUGCUCCGAAUUGAGUGAUCAAGGGUCGCUUGAUCCAGCAGGAUGAUGAUGACUAAAAAUAUUGCUAAUUGCUUUUUAAGGUUUAUUAUGCUAAUAAGUUGAGAAUUGCUUGCGAUGUAAUUAUCUAUACUGUUAUAAAAUACACGAGUUAUGACA